AACCGAAGCCUAUUUUGGACCAAUGGGAGUUAACACGGAGGAAAUCAGCGAUUCAAGUGUCCGUGUUACCUGGCAUCAUUCUCCGAGCUGCUAUCCCCGGACCUUCAUCUGGAUUAACUACGAGUGGGACACUGGACAUUCUGAUAUGAUCAAGGUUUACAAGGACGCCAAUUACUAUGACCUGACCGACCUUGACCCUAGUAGAGCCUACACGGUCAAAGUAACCACUGACUAUGGCGGAAUCAAAAGUAAACCAGUCGCGGUAUCCUUUAAGACUUUGGAUGCUCCGGCCCAACCCGGGAUUGGCACAGGAGCGAUUGCUGGAAUAGCCAUAGGGGCGCUGUUGAUAGUAGUAGUACUAGGUGUAGGCAUCUUCGUGUGGAAAACAGGGAAGGCAGCAGCCAUGAUGAAACGUCGGCGAAGUCGCUACACCACACGGCGCACAUAUCAAGAACCCCCUCGGGGAAAGCUGAACAAUGCCGAAGCCAAAGUAAUGUCUUACAAGAACAAUGCGUACAAUGCGGAUGAUGACAUCUACCAGUACGGCAGUAUGGAGUUCGGGUUGGAGCAACCCUGGUACAUCUCGAAGGAUAAUCUCAAGUUGCAGCAGGAGCUGCAGGUUGGCAAGUUUGCUCGGAUACUCAAGGCCACGUACAAACAUGGCGCACAGUCAACAGAGGUGGUGGCUAAAGUGCUAAAAGAUGAGGUGAAUGAUGCCAGCAGACUUAUGAUGUUGGCAAAGAUCAACUUUGCAGCAACCCAGGUUGGAGAACACAGAAAUGUCCUGAAAUUUAUCGGGGCAGUUGUCAACAACGAUGCAUUGGGACCUGUGAUGGUCCUAGAAAUCUGCAGAAAGGGACAGCUGGACAAAUGGUUAUCAAGUCACCAGAAUAAGAUCAACGAUGAAAUCAUGGAGAAGGUCAACCUGUUUGCCCUCGGAGUAGCUCGGGGCAUGGCUUACCUGGCCGACAAGGGCAUCGUUCAUCGGAAGCUAGGGGCCCGCAACUGCCUUCUCACAUCCUCCGACGAGGUCAAGGUAACAGGAUUUGGUCCCUGUAAAUUGGAAGAGGAUGGUGAAGACAACAAUGCUAAAUCGGAUAAAAUCCCUGUGAAGUGGACGGCUCCAGAGUGUUUUCAGUCUCUGAAGGGAGCCAACGAGAAGAGUGACAGCUGGUCCUUUGGCAUCACUAUGUGGGAGAUCUUCAGUAUGGGCAAAACUCCAUACGAUGGUGUAAGAAGCCGAGAUCUGCCCACAAAGAUUCGAAACGGACAUCGUCUCAAGAAACCCGAGUUUGCAGAAGACGUUCACUACGAACUCAUGCAAACUUGUUGGAAGAGCUCUCCCCAAGCACGGCCUACAUUUGCGGAGAUGUUGGGGAAACUGCAGGCGCUAUUUGGCCUGACUCCUUCAUCUGAUGAAACGUAUUACUACGCUAGCUAGUUUAAUGAAGUCGAUUGUAACAAAUUAAAUAGUUGUAGUUACAAUCACCAGAACAAAGAAACUGUAAUUUUAUAACCACUGCUAAUGCUGAAAUAAUUUUGCUUUUAAGUCACUUUUGAAUAUGCUUAUAAUGUUGCUGUUUUGCUUGUGUUAACAGUAUCCUCGUCUUAUGUUCAAGAUCCGUGUUGCUUUCAUAUAAUCAUAAUCAGAAUCAUGAUCAUAAUAAUGAUAUUAUUUUAUAAUUAGGAGGCGUAGUUGUCACUAUUGAUACUUAUUACCUGUUUGACAAUGUUCAAUUUGACAGCGAUUGGGAAGUCUAAGAAAGUAAUUGUAUAUAAUUUUGCUUUCUUCCACAUUCUGAAGUAAUAAUUUCAUGAAUUUAAAUUCAUUGUAUUACUAAAAGGUGUAUUGAAAGGAUAACAUGGUCACACAAUAUGUCACUCUUGAAGUCAUGUGUUUACUCUAUGGACAAGUAUUAGGAUGACCCUUUUGGGUGUUAACUUUCAUAUUGAUGUAAAUGUCAUACCAUGUGAUGACAAGGCAACAGUUUGACUACAAUUAAGAUCGCAUUCUGUAACAUUUUAUGAUCAACACUGUCUUCGUAACACUGGAUUCAUAGACAGUGCCAACUCUUCAAAUAUCCCGAUUAAAUAUUCUAACCUCCUGGUUAACUUAUAUCAAAGUAGUGUUGGCUCCCUGUCAAACCCUCAAUACAAUUUACUAUUUUCCAAAGGAUGCACGCAGGUGGUGUUAGAAGCCCACGUAAAAUGCAAAAAUAUGCCAGUCAACACGACACAUUAAGUUGCAUAUCAUCUACAGUCAAGUCCCGUUAAUUCGACAUCGAUGGUUGCAUAUGAUUAUGUAGGAUUAACGAGUAUGUCGGAUAAACGAAACUUAGUAGUAUCAACGUUCGUGAUCGAAAAUCGGACAACUACACGA
Messenger RNA from Haliotis rufescens (red abalone), 2380 nucleotides. Its product is annotated as fibroblast growth factor receptor 2-like. The record is from RefSeq and is a predicted model, not a curated record. The transcript is spliced from 11 exons. Gene Ontology annotation, cellular component: signaling receptor complex. Gene Ontology annotation, molecular function: protein binding; ATP binding; transmembrane receptor protein tyrosine kinase activity. Bases 23 to 1441 code for a protein of 472 amino acids. NCBI's taxonomy places the organism in Eukaryota, Metazoa, Mollusca, Gastropoda, Lepetellida, Haliotidae. Gene Ontology annotation, biological process: positive regulation of kinase activity; cell surface receptor protein tyrosine kinase signaling pathway; protein phosphorylation.